GCGGAGGUGGUGGUAGGCAGUGCCAGUCACGGCGCGGAUGUGGUGGAGAAAGCCUCAAACAAGACGCCCGGGUUCCUGACUGGCUGAGUGAGGUUGAGUUGCGGAGGCGCUGGCGCGAACCUAUCAGGAGGGCCUCGGUCUUGUUGCCAUUCAGUUGGAGUUUAGCGUGUGCUAUUGUGGUCUUAUGCCCAGUUGCUAAAGCACUGAUAUGUGUUGAUGCCAAAUGCACAGCGGCACGAUGGAAUUUUUGAAUGGUGUGGGAGGAAAAGUCACAGAAAAGAUUUUAAUAACGACUGGUCUCACUUUAUUCAAAGAAUUUUUGGAGGCAGCAUUUAUAUGUCCGUGUGAUGGGCAUUAUAAUUGUUUCUACAGUCUCAUGUUCUUUUUCGUGCCUGUGAUUUCACUGAUCCUUUUUUACUUGAUAUCACAGAAAGUCUGCUCAGAUAAUCCGAAGAAACACAUUUCAACAGCACUUCUUCUUGCAUCGAUAUGGGCGACAUUACUUUUGGUAGACGGUGAUUAUGCGAUCUGCAUGUUUUCCACCGGGAAUAUCAGGACUGACCAGCUUCUCAAAAACAAUGGUCGAAAUCCAUGCAAACCGUCGGUUAAUCAAACGAUAGAAACUGCGGACCGACGAGCCGUCAAUGUUCUGCUGGGAUCGCAACUCUGUGGAGGACUCCUGCUUAUUGUGACCUUGGGAAUUUGUUUCAUUUUUACCUGCAAAGUGACUGAGACUGAAAGUGAAGCCACAGUCGGAGGAACAGAGAAUGGAAACACAGCGACAGGACAAACUGGGAGAAAAGACACAGACAGCAAUCGGGGAAUGGAGCCACAAGAUGCGGAAAGAAUAUCACUGAUAUCAUCCUAUAGCAUGGCACCCAUGGGCCCCAGCCCAGACCCGAGCCCAGCUCCCAGCCUGGCCCCCAGAUCAGCUCUGAGGCUUCCAAGAGGUGGCCCAACAGCACCCUGA
This is a messenger RNA of Callorhinchus milii (elephant shark), 970 nucleotides long. RefSeq lists its product as uncharacterized. Bases 224 to 970 code for a protein of 248 amino acids. NCBI's taxonomy places the organism in Eukaryota, Metazoa, Chordata, Chondrichthyes, Chimaeriformes, Callorhinchidae. The transcript has 2 exons. The record is from RefSeq and is a predicted model, not a curated record.